AAAAAAAAAAAAAAUUUUAAAAUGCAUCCAUUAACGAAGAAGGAUUCAUAUUCACUUUAUAUUUUAACAACAACUCUUUUCGUGUAUGUGAUAAAUUUCGCGAUAACAAAUCCAACUAUAUUAACAAAAGAAUUUCCACCAAAAUUGCCAACAACAGUAUUCUUAUCGCUUUAUUUUAUUCCAAAAUUACUUUUCAUAAUUCUUUCACUUGAACCUAUUAAAACGAGAAAAAGAUGUUAUACUUUAAUAGUGUUAUUAUUUUUAUAUUUAAUAAUUCCAUUAAGUUAUCGAUUAAAAUAUCAUCCAGGAAUUAUGACUAAUGUGAUAGUUUUCACAGGAAUUUAUUCUUUUAAAAUGAGUUUGUUUAUAAAGUACAAUAGAAAAUACUUACCUGAUACCAAAAUUAAUCAACAAAAAGAAUUUACUCCGUAUAUUUUAACACUUAAUAGUUGGCGUCAUGAUUCCGAUAUAGAAUCAAAGACCGAAAUCGAAGAGCCGACUAUGAAACAAGUUGAUGAAAAAACCAAAUCACGUGUUUUGGUGUUUAUAUGGAAGCUGAUGAUUUAUGAAGCAGUUUUAUAUUUAUUUGCUAAUUUUCCACAAAAAGUUCCUGAAAGAGCUUAUCAAAUUCGUAUGAUUGAAUAUUUUACGAAAGGGAUUCCUAUUUUUACGUUUACUGCAGCUUCAUUGUUUCAUUACGUUAGUUUUUUUAUUUUCUUUUUCUUAUACCUAUCAUUUCAUUAUGAUAUUAUUGUACUCUUUAGUUUAUUAGCUUUACGAUGCAUGAUUACAAGUCAAUCGAGUACCCCAGAAAAACAUAUUCUUGUCAAAUCAGGUUUAUUAACACCAAUACAAUUUUCUUUGUUAAAAAAUUACUUUAUUACUUAUACAUUUAACACCAAACAUUGUUUUGAUAAUCCCUGGAUAUCAAAAAAUCCAAGAGAAGUUUGGUCAUCACGUUGGCAUACUAUGUUUGCUGAAACAUUAAAAGAACUUGGUUAUCUCCCUUUUAGGAAUCUAUGUAUUAGCUUGGGAAUUACUUCAAGAAAGUUUUGCAAUGCUAUGGGAGUAUUAGGAGCUUUUUUUAUUAGUUCUCUUUUACAUGAAUAUUAUAUUUUAGGAAUGUUUAAUAUGAUUACCGGUGAACAUUUAUUUUUUUUCAUGUCACAUGGUUUAAUAAUGAUUGUUUGGGAACUAGUUUUUACUUCUGAAAGAGAAGAUAAGAUGAAAGCAGAGAAGGAAGGUUAUAAUUUUAGAAAAUACGCGGGCGUGUUUUUGAAGUGGUUAUUAAUGUUAGUAGUUUAUAUAUUGAUUAUACCUGCUUUUGCUGAACCCAUGAUAAGAAGAAUGGAUUUGUGGAUAAUUCCUUCUUUUUUCACUGAUAUUCACAAGAAUUUGGUUUAGAAAUUUC
Messenger RNA from Rhizophagus irregularis DAOM 181602=DAOM 197198, 1411 nucleotides. RefSeq lists its product as uncharacterized. Gene Ontology annotation, biological process: lipid metabolic process. The record is from RefSeq and is a predicted model, not a curated record. NCBI's taxonomy places the organism in Eukaryota, Fungi, Glomeromycota, Glomeromycetes, Glomerales, Glomeraceae.